This is a messenger RNA of Seminavis robusta, 686 nucleotides long. The record is from the annotation of a GenBank genome assembly. Lineage: Eukaryota; Bacillariophyta; Bacillariophyceae; Naviculales; Naviculaceae.
CGUCCAGCUUUGGCAUUACCAGCUUGUAGUCUUUGCUUGUUGGGACCGUGCUGGAAGUUUUCAACCAUAAUUUCUAGUUUGCAUUUCCGGAACAACUCCUAUCAGUACCAUGGCUAUGCAAAGCUUCCUUUCACUCCUUGUGCUACCCGAAAUGGAGGUAUCAAUUAAAGAGGACAAUCAUCAAGGUCACUGCAAACCAAGCGCAUGUCCCGCUGCUGACUGCAAAAUCCACAAUCCUCGGGCGCUUGCCUACAACAGAUGGUUGCCAUCGGAAGAUCAAGUGAGCAUGAAGACAAAGUGCAGUACACUCCCUCCUUCACCUCCCCGUCGUCGCAGGAAUCCACCAGGAUCGAGGUGGUCAGAACAGCCUUCUGACAAUGACAACAAGACUCCCUUGCGACGAAGAAAGAGCAUGCCCCCAACAAAGCCCAAGCGCCGUCAAGGCCCUCGUGAACGCGACAUUACCAGGAAAGCUUUCAUUGCACCUGAGCUAUGGUCGAGAGAGGCGGCAUGCACGCACCAGCCAACUGCUCUGGCAGCUUGAGCAAGACAAAGGAAGUCAAGGGGUUAACCAAGAAUAGCGCUGGCGGGUUGCAGCACUGCUAAUAUUGCACCAUACUAGUACAGUACCAUAGACGUAAAACGAUACAUUAAUUUGUCAAACAAAACGUUGUCGUUAACUUCCA